This is a messenger RNA of Anguilla anguilla (European eel), 2290 nucleotides long. RefSeq names its product myocyte-specific enhancer factor 2D homolog. NCBI's taxonomy places the organism in Eukaryota, Metazoa, Chordata, Actinopteri, Anguilliformes, Anguillidae. The transcript is spliced from 13 exons. Gene Ontology annotation, molecular function: protein dimerization activity; DNA-binding transcription factor activity, RNA polymerase II-specific; histone deacetylase binding. Gene Ontology annotation, biological process: cell differentiation; positive regulation of transcription by RNA polymerase II. The record is from RefSeq and is a predicted model, not a curated record. The coding region runs from base 540 to 2261 and encodes 573 amino acids.
GGUAGAUUGCGCAUCACUUCUACAUUGUCUCAUUUGACUGAACUAAAUAGUUACCUUGUACACCAAGCGGAAAAGAGGGAGAAUUGUUUUUUAUAUAUAUAAAUAUAGACGUCCAUGUUUAUUAUGUCAACAUCCUUUUUAUUUUUGUAUGAAUGAAGUACAUUGACUCUUGUACCUCACAGAUGUGGAUAUCCUUUUCCAGGGAGUAACCUGUGGCCAGUGCUGACCCGUCCCGCGGGGACAGAGAGGAACCCCAGGUUUAAUUUGGCUGUGCACCCCCUCGUCCUGCCACCCCACGGACCAUGAUCUGAGGGCCGCCCCGCCCCGUCCGCCUCCUCCUCCUCCUCCUUCUCCUCCUCCAUUUUGGUUCCUUCCCUCCUUUGUUCCUCUGUGAGAGUGGGAACGCCCCGCCCCGCUUGGUUGCCGCGAGCAAAGGGGAACAGCAGAGAUAAGAGAGAGACACGCCCUCCUCCCGGCCACCUCCUGAUUACCACGCCCACCCGUGACAGUGCCACGCCCCCCACCCCCACUCCGCAGCCAUGGGGAGGAAAAAGAUUCAGAUCCAGAGGAUCACGGACGAGCGCAACAAACAGGUGACCUUCACCAAGCGGAAGUUCGGCCUGAUGAAGAAGGCGUACGAGCUGAGCGUGCUCUGCGACUGCGAGAUCGCGCUCAUCAUCUUCAACCACUCCAACAAGCUGUUCCAGUACGCCAGCACCGACAUGGACAAGGUGCUGCUCAAGUACACCGAGUACAACGAGCCGCACGAGAGCCGGACCAACGCCGACAUCAUCGAGACGUUGCGAAAGAAGGGCUUCAACGGCUGCGACAGCCCCGAGCCGGACGGCGAGGACUCCAUCGACCAGAGCCCCCUCAACGACGACAAGUUCCGCAAGACCAACGAGGACCUGGACAUCCUCUUCAAGCGCUACGGAUCGGCUGUCCCGCCCCCUACUUUCUCCAUGCCCGUCACCGUCCCCGUGUCCAAUCAGAGCGCGCUGCCGUUCAGCAACCCCGGCGGCACCCUGGUAACCACCUCCUUUGUGACAUCGUCGCUCUCGGAUCCCCGCCUCCUGUCGCCACAGCAACCGGCCCUCCAGAGGAACACGGUGUCUCCAGGGUUACCGCAGCGACCGGCCAGCGCAGGUGCACUUUUGGGAGGUGACCUCAACAACUCGAACGGGGGCUGUCCAAGUCCAGUAGCAAACGGGUACAUUAGUGCCAGGGCCUCUCCGGGGCUCCUGUCUGUCUCCAACGGCAACAGCCUGGGGAAAGUAGUUCCGGCCAAGUCUCCGCCCCCUCCCAGCCCUCAGAUGGCCAACAGCCGCAAGCCGGAACUCCGGGUCAUCACCUCACAGAGCGGCAAGAGCCUGAUGCAGCUGACCGACGAGGAGCUGGAGUUGGUGAGCGAGAGUGCUCAGCGGUUGGCCGUCCCUCAGGUGGCACAGUCGCUCACCACGCCGGUGGUCUCCGUGACGACGCCGAGCCUCCUGACGCAGGGGCUGCCCUUCUCCGCCAUGCCGACCGCCUACAACACAGACUAUCAGUUGACGAGCGCGGACAUAACGGCCCUCCAGGCUUUCGCGUCGCCGGGCGCCCUGUCGCUAGGCAACGUGUCCUCAUGGCAACCGCAGCAGCAGCAGCAGCAGCAGCAGCAACAGCAGCAUCAGCAGUCUGUUUCCCAGCAACAGUCACAACAGCAACAGCAGCAGCAGCAACAGCAGCAGCUCAGCCUGGCAUCGCUCAGCAACUUGGUCAUGUGGGGGGCAGACAAACAGGAGGUGUCUAACUGCAUCUCCAGUAUCGCAGCCAACCUGAGCAGCAUGACCUCGCAGUCAAACUUUUUCUUGGGCAGGGAGGACUGGCUGAGCCGGCCCGUCGCUCACAUACCUCAUGGUGCCACGCUGACGGUCAGCACCAGCCCCAACGUGAGCAUCAAGUCUGAGCCCGUCUCGCCCAACCGCGACCGCAGCACGCCCUGCCCGUCGUCCUCCUCCGCCGGCGUGCUGACCGCGGCGCCCCAGCAGUACCCCGGGGCCCUGCGGCUGGACCCCGCCCUCGGGCCCGCCCCCACCGGCCGCUCGCCCAUCGACAGCCUGAGCAGCAACGGCAGCUCGUACGAGGGCAGCGACCGCGACGACGGCACCCAGCCCCGCCCGCCCGACUACGGCCACGCCCCCGGGCUCCUCAGACCCGCCGCCGAGAUGGAGCAGGAGGGCGCCAACGUCAAGCGCAUGAGACUGGAGAACUGGGUCACAUAGAGGAGAAACGCGAAACGCCCUCCCCUCCC